This is a messenger RNA of Crotalus tigris (Tiger rattlesnake), 6030 nucleotides long. Its product is annotated as polymeric immunoglobulin receptor-like. NCBI's taxonomy places the organism in Eukaryota, Metazoa, Chordata, Lepidosauria, Squamata, Viperidae. The transcript is spliced from 9 exons. Gene Ontology annotation, cellular component: plasma membrane. The coding region runs from base 307 to 1473 and encodes 388 amino acids. The record is from RefSeq and is a predicted model, not a curated record. Gene Ontology annotation, molecular function: transmembrane signaling receptor activity.
AUAAGCAACUGUUUUCCUUUGUAGCCCAAUUGCUGAAGAAGAUAUAGCAUGAAACAGAGAUUUUUCAAUGGCUGGACUGAAAUAAAUUAGCCAUAUCUAUAGUAAGAAAAUAUUUUGAAAUGCAGCUGAAAUUUUAUAAUUUUGUGGACUUCUAGGUCAGUGAUGCAACUAUCAAAGACAAUAUUUGGAAAAUAAAGUUAUGUGAAAUAAUCAUUAUUAGGUACUGCAAGACAGCCUGGAAUCUGUUCUGUUUCUACCAUUCAGUUCAGAUAUUUUUUUUCUUGACUAUUUCUGAAUUCAAGCAGGAUGCUGAUCAUCUUUGUUUUGUUCACUGUGAUACAUGUUUCAAGCACAUUAUAUGGACCAAGGCUACUGAUAAGUCAUGUUGGUGGAUCAGUGACAAUCAAAUGCUAUUAUGUAACCACAUCAGUGAAUAGACACGACAGAAAAUUUUUGUGCAAGGAAUCUCUACAUAUAAGCUGUCAAACUAUCAUUUCUAGCAAUGCUUUCAUUGAUCAGAAUUACAAAGAAAGAGUGUCAAUGUACAACAACCCUCAGCAAGGGAUUUUGCAAGUGACAAUAAGAGAGCUGAAAAAGACAGAUUCCAGUUAUUAUAGAUGUGGCAUUGGCAAGAUAUAUAAUGGUUUAUAUGCUAGAGUGAAUUUAACAAUUUUAGAAGGCCAGUAUUUGCCCAAAUCCCCUCAAAUUGUUUGGGGUAAGCUGACUGGAUCAGUGGAGCUCCAAUGUCCAUCUGAAACUCCCAUGCUGGAAAUGAAGACAUUCUUGUGCAAGAUGACCCGUACUGGUUGUUUUCCCAUAGUGGGCAAAAGCAAGAAUAGACAGCACAGUCAUCAAAUUAUUAUGACAAAUGGAAAUAGUUCAAGAACUUUCAGUGUUACUAUAAAUGGUUUGAAAAGACAAGACUCUGGAGUCUAUGUAUGUGGGACAAGAAAAUUGGACAAGAAUGCAAGUGUAAAAACCAUACAACUGCAGGUUGUGGAGGAAUCAGUUUUCUCUAAUAUCUUAAAUGAUACCCAAACUAUAUAUGAAUCACAGACUACACCUUCGUACUGGCAUGUGACAUCUACAGAUGAAGUCUACAAAAAAAGCACACUAAUCAUCCCCACAGUUGGAAGAUCAACAGCAAUUGAACUGAGCAGAUCUUCAUACAGUGAACAAAAUCUAUUGGCAAUUGCGAUACCAGUUCCUGUUCUACUUCUACUUUUUGCUGUCACAGUUAUUUUGAUUCUUCUUAAACUAAGACAAAGGAAGACUGCAUCACUUAACAUUCUUUCAAAAAGUCCUGAAGGAGAAAUGCCAUCGACUAGUCAAAAAUGUUUGGAGGAACAUACCCAAAAUGAUAAUAGAAAUUCAGCAAAUGAAGAUGAGUGUGCUUUAAAUUCUGAUGAAGCAAAGGCCACAGUUACUAUCUAUUGUUUGGUCAAUCCUGAAGACUCCAGUAAAAAUGACUGACUGCCUUCAAAAUAUCUUUGCUCAUAUUACAUAGAGAACCUAUGGAGAUACCUGUUAGAUUAUGCAGAUACAGUUACCACUUUGUAUUAGCUUCUUUCUCCACCUUAUUUUGUAAUGUAAUCUCUUCCCAUGUCCACUUUACUGGAAUGAAAUUUGCUAAGAUUUAGCAGUAUGCUUAGGAAUCUGGGAGUAAUGGCGGAAUGAGUAACAACCAUGUCACAAUGUCAUUGUGCCUAAUGAUGUGACUUUCUUAAUUGCAAUAGUCUUCAAAAUGGGAAUAAUGCUAAUUACAUAAUCAUAUCAUUUGUGUGACAAUGUCAUGAUGCACUGAGACUUCCCCUUGAAAACAGGCAACUAGACAGACAACUAGCUUGCAUCACUAAAGGUUCAAAUAAUCACCAGGAGGCACAAAUUCAGUCCCACAAAUUACAGUGAUUGUAGAUCAGCAUUUACUGGAUGCCAUCUUAGUUUUAUUAAAGGGCACUUAGAUAUCUGAUAUAGGCUGUUCCAGUGCAGCAGCUGGCAGUAUAGGAGCUGCUGGUUAUAAUUACCCCAGUGUUCCCAGUUCCUAAAGUUACUCAUUUUCUUUUCUUAAAUUAUUGUGUUGUCUCAUGAGUAAGAUGAUCAUUUAUCUUGCUCAUUCAAAAAGAAGGGCUUAAUUGACCCUCAGUUUAAUUUCCAUUGUGAGAACUUGCUGUGCUAGAAGCUUUUUUGGAUAUAACAUCCAGUAGUUAUUUUAUACAACAGUGUUCUUUUAUGUUCUUGAUCAACUUGAGGGUUUUAGUACAUUUUACAUUCAUAACCAAAAUUGCCAUUUACCUAAUCUCCAUCUUGUAGUAUAAUUAGACAUAAUACAUUUGUCUGUAUGAUAGAAAGCAGGUGUAGCUACAAAGCUCUGCUGUAACAUAUUUGCCUAUGUGCAUGUGUGUAUUUAAAAUUAUAAAUACACAUAUAUAGAUGUAACGUGUGCGCCUGUAGAAAUAUGUAAAACCUACCUAGCUUAAACUGAUUUGGAAUUUAGUAAUGAUGGUAACCGUAUUAAAUAGUAAUAACAAUAAAAACAAUAAUUGUUUUUUUAAAAAAAUAAUGCUUUGAGGCUUCUAAGAGAUGUCUAACACUGUAUGCAUCUCUCUCUCUCUCUCUCUCUCUCUCUCUCUCUCUCUCUCUCUCUCACACACACACACACACACACACACAUAAUUACACACCAGAGGUCUACAUUUAUUCACACUAUGCUAAAUUAAGCCAAUUUUUUUUCAAAGAAAGACAGACAGUUCUUGAUUGCAAUUUGCUACAGUCUCUUAAUUUCUCAAAUUGCUGGCAUAUUAAUAGUUGUUUCCUGGUAAUUCAAUUUCAAAGAGUAAUAGCAGUUAUUGAAAUCUGAAUUUGUAGCUUGAAGUCCUAGCCCUCAUGAUAAGAACUCAUAAUUAGUUUACAACUCACCAUAAAUCAGCUGCCAAGCAAUAAGUCAACAUUUUUCUCUUCAGAUUGCCGCAUAAAUGAAGUGUCCAAUCUAAAGAGCUAAACUAAAUAGUUCAGGAAGAUUACAGUGACACUUUAGUAAAGUGCAGCCUUGGGCACAAUUCUUCUGAUAAUAUUUAAUGGCAAAGAAACAAAUAAUUCUGCAACUGUGGUUAUGUACUCCAGGGGACUUUGGUCUUCUCUGUGUGGUAAAUAGUAUAGGCUAGACGUCUUCAAACCUGGUCCUUUUAAGACUUGUGGUAUUGUUGCAGGAUGUAACCUGUUCUAAGUAAAGCUGCCUUUUGUAAUUGACUGAUGAUUUUGUCAAUGCCAAUGGUAUUCAAAUGAUGCUCCAGAUGCUCCAAGAUACCUAUUACUAUGGGUUCUAUCUUUGCUUUCUUUUGCCACAGUUGUUUUAGUUCUAUUAACAGGUCUUUGUAUUUUGUGAUUUUCCCCAGUUCUUUGUCUUCUAUUCUUUUCGCUAUUUCCAGGUAUUGCAAUAUCCAUUAUCCAAACUUUUUUUUUCUUAUCAACAUGAUUAUGCCUGCAGUGUUGUAUGGCAGAUGCUUGUCUGUUUGAAUUCUAAAGUUCUAGAACACAUUUUCUUUAUUUUCUUUUUUUUUUUGUCUAUUUGUGAUCCCACCAGUUCUUGCUUGCCAGUCCAAAGUCCAGUGCAAAAUCCAUAUAUUUGGACAAUGUUAAGUAGUGAUUCUAUUUCAAAUCAUCAAUGUAGAGGGGCUGGCAGAUGUUUUUUAUGUUUGAUAGCCAUGUCUGACUUCUUCUGUAUCAUUGACAGAGGAAUCAAUGUCAUGACAAACAGUAGUGGUGAUAGUGAAUUUCCCUGAAAGAUUCCUAUCUUGAUAUUAACCUCUCCCAAUAUAUUUUACCAUUGACUAGCAGUUGUGCCUUCUAUUAUGCUAUUGGUCUUUUCACAAAGCUUCAGAUGUUUUUACUGACUCCUAUUAUUUUUAGGUUCUUGAUUAUCUAGUCAUGUGGCAGGGAGUCAGAUACCUCCUUGUAAUCAAUUAAGCUACAUUCAAGUUGGUCUUUCUUUUCUUACAGUUUUCCAAAAUCAUUUUGUCAAUUAAGAACCGAUCUUUUAUUCCUCUGCUGUUUCUUUCUGCUUUGGUGGAAAUAACUUGUUUUCAACUGGAUGCUGUUGGACUGCCUCUACUACCAUACUAGUUAGCAAUUUUAAUGUUGGUAAUCAGGUAAUUGGCCAGUAGCUACUUGGUGCUGCCCCCUUUGUUGGAUCUUUCAUUAUCAGGUAGAUUUUGCCAGAUGUUAAUCAAUCUUCAAUUUCAGUUCCUUGCUAUAUAUUGUUAAAGUGCUUGGAAAUGAGUGAGUGCAGACUGGCCAGAUGAUUCAACCAAAUAUUAUGCAGUUCAUUUUCAUGUGGCGCUGACCAGUUCUUGAUCUUCCUUGCCCUUUUCUCUAUCAUUUCUGUUGUUAUUAGAAGUUCUUUCAUUUCAACUUUUUUCCCUUCUCCACUUCCAUUAUCCAAGCUGCAUUCUUGUUGUAUUUCUUUGUAUUGUUCUAUAUUGUGCCCAGAACUGCACUGUUUUUUUCUUGUCAGAUGUUGGAUGGUUUGUUGCAGUCACUCCAUUAAUGAAUUGGUAAAAACUUUUCUGAUUAGACUAAAAUGGGAGACUCUGGCUGAAAGGUGCAAUUCAAGCUUUGUACCUGCCUAUUUUCUUAGCUACGGCUGUUAUUUCCUGCUUUACUGUUUCCAGGACUUACUUGAUCUCCCUUGUCUCUUGUUGUUAUUUCUGGAUUGGAUAUUAUUUAGUCUUUCCUUCCUUUUCAGCUUUUCUUGCCCAGUCUUCCAUUUUAGUGGUGGUACAUAGUUUAGGUUUUUUUCUUGUUAUUGGUUGCUUUUGUAUCCAAGAUUUUCAGUUAUAACUGCAGCUGUGUUGUACAUCACUUGGUUUGUUUCUUGCAGUGAGCUAUUGCUUAUAUUUGAUAUUACAAUAUUGGCAUAUUUUAAUACUUUGGCUAACUGGUUUUUUUUGUUUUUGUUUAAAGCAGAUUACUUCAUUCUGUUACUUUUGUGCUGUUCUAGAUGCUCAGUUAUUCUUCAUUUCAGUUCCUCUUAUUUUUCAAUUGCAGGACUUUGUUCUUUCUGAGGAGAAGGUAGAGGAGAAGCUGCUUUGUUUGGGAAUGAGAAUGAUUCAUUAGCAAUGCUGGCUUUCUCUAUUACCAACUCCUCAUUUUCCUCUUCUGUCUGAGCUACGUCUAGCAAGACUUCAGGGUUUAUUACACUGGGCAGACCUUUGCAAUUCUUCUAAUUCUAUUUCUGUAAAUACUUUAUUUCAUAUUAUAAAUUGUAUUGAUAUGCUAGUCCCUGCCCUAUUAUUAUUGAUUCUGGAUGUAGUUCUUCUAGAACUGGUGCAUUCUUUUCCAAUAUCCUCUUCUCACUGGUCUUGAUUUGUAAUAGCAAAUUGUUAUUUGUUUUUUGUUUUCAGUCUUUGUAUAUUUGCGAUGGGUAAGCAAUUCUUCUUUCAAUAGUCCUGCAGCUCCUGCUCCUGAUUGCUCAGCUAAUAGUCCUGAGUCCUAUAGCCCACUUGUCACCUGAUGUCCAAGAUCUCCAACACUGACCACAGUCCUAGUUGACCCAAGCAAGGAUUGAUACAGUCUAAUUUUCUGUAAGUUAUAUGUCCCCAUACUGUUUACAGGAGAGACACACUCCAUCUGGAUCCUCAGAUGGGACCUGUCCAGUAUGGUUGAAUCUCUGGGAUAGCUCUCACCUUCCUCAGAGCAUGCAAGGUCCACGAGCAUGUGCUUCACUAGAGGAUUAUAUUUUUUAUCCCAUCUUUUUUAUCCCACACUUUUAUAUCUAUAACUCAAGGCAGCAAACAUACCUACUCCUGCCUACUAUUUUCCAACAAUAACUCUGGGAAUUGAGUGGGGCUGAGAGAGAGUGAUAACCCAGUGACCCAGCUGGAUUUCAUAUUUAAGGGAGGCCUUGAAUGAAAUCCCCUGCUUUCUAGGCCAGCACCUUAACUAUUACACCUAUAAUAUCUUUUUAUAUAGUAAGCUGUUUUUUUUAAAAAGGGGGGGGGGAGAUGAUCACAUCUGUUUGAAGUGUUCAUUAAA